Molecule: messenger RNA, 522 nt
Organism: Saprolegnia parasitica CBS 223.65
Lineage: Eukaryota; Oomycota; Saprolegniomycetes; Saprolegniales; Saprolegniaceae
Exons: 1
Coding region: 1-522 (173 amino acids)
Source: RefSeq, a predicted model, not a curated record
AUGACCUCGACGACAACACCCAUCGUCUGCCUCUUCCAGGGCUGCGACGCGCUCGUGGACGGCGAGAGUCAAAAGUGCGCCUUUCACCGCAACCGUAAAAAGUGCUCAGUCGACUUUUGCUCCAACCAAGUGUACGCGCGGGGCUUUUGCAUCCGGCACGGCGGCAAGCUCCUCUGCUGCUACCCACAGUGCAGCCGCAACGCGCGCAAGGACGGCGUCUGCACCCAGCACAGCCAGCUCAAACCGCUUUGCUCCGUCGCUGGCUGUAGCAAACUCGCACGGCGGAAUCAAAAGUGCGUCGGCCACGGCGGUGGCCACCCCUGUAUCGUCCCCGGCUGUCACACCAACGCUCGGUUCCGCGGCCACUGCUGGCGCCAUCGACACUGCUUACCCAAGAGCGCGGCCAAGGUAGCUCACGCCCCCAUGGACAUGGACCGCUUCACGGGGUUCGUGGAUGACCUGCUGCAAGACAUUGACAUUGAAGCGAUUGAGCCUGGUAGUUAUACCCCCUGGACGUGCUAG